AUGUCAAUUAGGCCUACAAAAACAAAUGGAUCCAUCAUUAUCUCCAUCUUAAUCAACCUGGCAUGCAAUUGUUUGCCCAAUCUCCUAUCAGCUAACGCCGCGCAUGCUUUAAGGGCGCUUGGUAACGUAAACACAUUCGGGUUUACACCUGAUCUCUGCAUUCGUUCUAAAGAUGCCAAAGCUUGGUCGUUCCGGAAUAUUACCAAAAACAUCAAUUGCAUCUUUAAAAUCGCCCACUUUUGUGUACAUAUCAACCAACGCAUUCAGAGAGAACUGAUCACCUUCAUAACCAAGCUUUAUAAGAUAGCCAUGAACCUUCUUCCCCUGAUCGAUAUCUCCAAGCCCCGCUGCAGCGUUCAACACAGUCGACAAGCAGUACUCAUCCGGCCUAACUCCACCACAAACCAUCUCCCCAAACAAACCCAUUGCCUCACUAAAAAAAUCUGCCCGAGCUUCUUUGUUUCUGAACAAGCCUUGAGCACGCUGGGCAAGGCGUAUUCAUUGCACCUGACAUCCAGAGAUCGCAUCUCGCGAAAGGAGAGAAUGGCCUCCUUUCCAAGCCCAUUCUGGACGUACCCGGAGACCAGCGAGGACCAGGAGACAAAGUCCGGCUCGGGACUUUCGUCGAUCAAGUUCCGUGCGUGGCCGAAGAACUUACACUUUGCGUACAGGUUCACCAAAUGA
This is a messenger RNA of Striga asiatica, 684 nucleotides long. Lineage: Eukaryota; Viridiplantae; Streptophyta; Magnoliopsida; Lamiales; Orobanchaceae. The record is from the annotation of a GenBank genome assembly.